UUACACCAACAUGCAGGCCUGACUGUCGCAAACAGCUCAGCAGCCAAAUAUGGGAAACCGCUUCCUGCUCUCUGCCUGCAGAUUCCUCCAGGCAAACCUCAGACCUGCAGCUGAAACCCGCAUGAGCGCUGCGUUUGACACCAGACAUAUAUCGAACACGCUGCUUACAUAACACGGUGCAGUGGAUACUGUGGCAUUAGCCUGUUUCAUUUAUUGAGACCUGCGGUGUUAUUUUUCACGAGGUAACUUUUUCUGAUAACCGAUCCGUCACGAGUCCUGCUGUGAUGUUUGGUACCGGAGCCGGUUUUGCAGAUGCACACGUACUGUAGUGCCAACUGUGUUUUACAGUCUGUCUGCAUUGCGUCGAAACCCCCCUCCUCUCCUCUUUCUCACUCCCCUCACUCUCCCUCUCUCUCUCCUACCCCUCCCUCUCUCCUCCACUCACUUCUCCUUUCUCCUCUCUACAUGAAAUCCUGCAAUAUGCUUCCAAAUUACCGGAGACAUCCUCUGUCUCGUGCGCCUCUUGUGCGGGAUCCUAAACCGGUUUUCCUUUAAAGCCUCCGCGUUGUUUUGUCUCUUUUAUUAUUUUUUUUACCGCAGCAAAAAAAACCAGGAGAGAGACGCUUUCUGCUGAUGCUGCUGUGUCCAGUCCUCCCAGUCCUCUCCAUCAGACUGGGAGCUAGAUCCAGCUUUAUUUCUAAUAUUUGUCUUUCUACCAGACUCCGUCCUCCGCCUCCUCUAUUUCCAGCAUGAUUUUAAUAAAUUGCCAGUCAGGAUUUUUGCUGCUGAGCCGCGGUCCGAAGCCGUCUGAAGCCUCCUCCUGCUGCGGGCUGCUCCGAUCGACGCUGAAAACCUACACCAAGAGGAUACGGAUGUUAACCAAGACAACAUAGUCUAUUAAUUUUUCAGAGAUACUGUAAAACGAUAUCAGUAUUAAACCCAAGUUGGGAAAGGUAGGCAGGGUGAGGACAUUCCUUCCAUCUGCUGCUCUCCAGCUCAGCACAGGUGACGGAUGAAGCAUUGCUGAGAGAAAGAAGAUGUUCAUCUCGGAGAUGAUGAUGAUGAUGAUGAUGAUGGUGAUGAUGAUGAUGGAGAGGGAGGCUCUGCACAGCUCCUGGCCUCAGUAGAGGCUUCUUCACUCCGAACCUGCUCCUCUUCACCUUCACGCCGCUUCCUCUCCCUGUCCUCCACCCGCCAGGAAGGAUGACUGUGGUGUCCACAGAGAACAUGGACGAGACCUCCACCCUGCCGGGACACCCACAGGACCCCUACCCACCCGACGACGAUCACGACGACCACGACUGUUGCGAGCGGGUGGUCAUCAACAUCUCGGGGCUGCGCUUCGAGACCCAGUUGAAGACUCUCGCCCAGUUCCCGGAAACGCUUCUUGGGAACCCCAAGAAGAGGAUGCGCUACUUCGACCCCUUACGAAACGAGUAUUUCUUUGACCGGAAUCGCCCGAGUUUCGAUGCCAUCUUGUAUUAUUACCAGUCCGGAGGAAGGCUAAGAAGACCGGUCAACGUGCCGCUGGAUAUGUUCUCAGAGGAGAUAAAGUUUUACGAACUUGGCGUGGAGGCCAUGGAGAAGUUUCGAGAGGACGAGGGAUUUAUCCGGGAAGAGGAGCGGCCCCUGCCAGAGAAGGAGUUCCAGCGGCAGAUCUGGCUCCUCUUUGAGCAUCCGGAGAGCUCGGGGCCCGCCCGGGGGAUCGCCAUCGUCUCAGUUAUGGUUAUUCUUAUUUCAAUAGUCAUAUUUUGUUUGGAGACAUUACCAGAGCUGAAGGAGGAUCCCAGUCAGCGGAUGCAGAUAGUGGGGAACAUCACCGUGUAUUACAAACCAAAUGUCCUCACAGACCCUUUCUUUGUGGUGGAGACGCUCUGCAUCAUCUGGUUUUCCUUUGAGUUGAUAGUCCGGUUUUUCGCUUGUCCCAGCAAGGCGGCAUUCUUUAAAAACAUGAUGAACUCUAUUGAUAUUGUGGCUAUAAUCCCAUACUUUAUCACACUUGGAACAGAGCUGGCUGACGACCAAGACAACAAGGAGGGGAAGGGAGGAGGGGAACAGGCCACAUCUCUGGCUAUUCUCAGGGUAAUCCGCCUGGUGAGGGUGUUCAGGAUCUUUAAAUUGUCCCGACAUUCAAAGGGGCUUCAGAUUUUGGGACAAACUCUAAAGGCGAGCAUGCGGGAGCUGGGCUUGCUAAUUUUCUUUCUCUUCAUCGGCGUGAUUUUGUUCUCCAGUGCCGUUUACUUCGCCGAGGCUGAGGAGAAGGAGUCGUUCUUCACCAGCAUCCCAGAUGCUUUCUGGUGGGCCGUGGUGUCCAUGACGACCGUCGGCUAUGGGGACAUGUAUCCCGUAACCAUCGGAGGGAAGAUUGUGGGCUCGCUGUGCGCCAUCGCUGGAGUGUUAACCAUUGCGCUCCCAGUGCCCGUCAUCGUGUCCAAUUUCAACUACUUCUACCACCGGGAGACGGAGGGGGAGGAGCAGGCUCAGCUCCUCAACGUCAGCAACCAGAAUUUGGCGUCGGACACCAACUCGAGCCGCCGCUGCUCCUCGGUGGUCAGCAAGUCGGAGUACAUGGAGAUAGACGAGGACAUGAACAACAGCAUCGAUAACUUUAGGGAAGCAAACCUUAGGACUGCCAACUGCACGGCUCCCAGCCAGAACUGUGUGAACAAGGGGAAACUGCUCACCGACGUGUGAGGCCGCGUCCAACGCACAGGUGUAAAUAUUGUAGAAAUACUUGGAUGCUUUAUCUCCAUUGGUGCAUUUUAUUCUUCUUUUGCAUUGAUUCAUUCAAACAUGUACGAAUACUUAAAGAGUUUAAGGCACACAUGGUAAAUUUAUAAAAAGUAGAGGCUCAGUUAUUUCAUGAAAACACAAUGACAGAGUUGCCUGGCAAUAGUUCAAAGAUCAGCAGGUGUAAGGGAACAUUUUUGAUAAAUUAUUAACUCAUUUUAGAAAUUUGUACCAGUUAAUUACAUUGUUUAUUCCCUCAAAUUGAAGGGGAACUCCACCAAUUUCACACAUGAAGAUUAGUCUACUGAUAUAUAAUGUCUGAGCGAUCUCAUAGUGAUGUCAUUAGGGCUAUCUUGGUUUUAGCAUGGCGACUACAAUUUUUUUUUUUUACAGAAAGCGUGCGUUACAAACUGGAGGUGUCGAAUUUGAAAGAUGUGGGUGUUUACCGGGCAGGGAGAGACUUUGCUUUAUGAGAAAUUUAAGUUUUUGGAGCUGGCCCGAAACUGGGGAGUCUAACAAAAGACAUUAUGAUAGUUAUUAUUGGGAAGCAUUAUGGGAACUGAAGGAGCCAGUGUCCCAAACUAGAGACAAAAAUCUGGAUAUUUUGGUCUCUGUUGCACAAUUUUUUACUGUUCUUUUUAAAAUAUGUCUCUUGCAAAUUCUCAAACUUUAUAGAAGUGCAAUACUAAAUUGAUGGAGUGCCCCUUUUGACAGUGUUACCAUCUUCGCUUUCGACCAAGAUUCAUAGGUAUUCUUCGGGUUUAGGCUGUUAAAACACAACUUUGUGUUAUCUUUGUUGUCUCUUAAAUGUAAUUUAUAGAGUUACAGCUGGUUUUAGAUGAAUGUAGAUGAUCCAAUUUGUAAAAAAAAAAACAAAUCUUAUUCUAGAGGAUGAUGCAGAAGAGAGAAGGAAGGGAGCAAACUGAGUCAUUUGAGAUAAAGAUUUAGUAAAUUUGAGGGGAUUAAUUUCCCUCAAGGGAAUUUUUUUAGCGUAGCACCUUGCAACAACAAAGCAAUUCAAAGUGCUGUACACAAGACAUGACAAGACAAAAUGUAAGACACAUAGAAACAGGAGUAAUAAAGAAUAAAAUUAAACAGAAGAUAAAAAAAUAUGGUAAAACUGAAUAAAGAAGAGAAUAAAAAAUACAGUACAGUGCAAGAUAUGAAUAGUCCGAUUUGUAUUUUUUUUAUAAAAGGCAGUUGCAAACAGAAAAGUUUGAGAGCUAAAUAUUUAAAAAUUCAAAAGAUUGAAUGACUAAAUUGAGAGAACAAACUUAUUACAUUUUGAGUGUGAGGGAAUAAUUUCCAAUUUGAGGGCACAAAUUACUAAUGUGACACACACAAGAAUUUAUUAAAAAAAUCUCCCGGACACCAGGCUUUGUGCAACAGACUAAACUUUCAGGAUAAAAGAAAACACAAAAAACAACAGAGCCCAACUGAGGUUUGAAGAACACGGCGGAGGACGACUCAAACGAAGAAACACAUUUUGAGUGGAUUACAGUUGAAGGUCGGGCGAUGUUUUUCUGCGGCACAUCCAGGGACAUUUUGGAAAACUCAGCGUCAGAUGUCGAUCGAUGUUUUUCAGGCACCUUAUCGGAACAAACAGGAAGUGUGCUGAGCCUUGUUAUCUACACUGCUGCUGCUGCUACAGGCUGGAGAUUCCCUGUAUGAUGCCAUGCAACACUCCUUUAUAUAAAAGCAUGUGGAGACUC
This is a messenger RNA of Siniperca chuatsi (mandarin fish), 4442 nucleotides long. RefSeq names its product potassium voltage-gated channel, shaker-related subfamily, member 1b (gene kcna1b). NCBI's taxonomy places the organism in Eukaryota, Metazoa, Chordata, Actinopteri, Centrarchiformes, Sinipercidae. The record is from RefSeq and is a predicted model, not a curated record. The transcript is spliced from 2 exons. Gene Ontology annotation, molecular function: protein binding; delayed rectifier potassium channel activity. Bases 1204 to 2694 code for a protein of 496 amino acids. Gene Ontology annotation, cellular component: voltage-gated potassium channel complex; synapse; juxtaparanode region of axon. Gene Ontology annotation, biological process: protein homooligomerization; potassium ion transmembrane transport.